AUGCGGAAGUGUGCCUUAUUGCCACAUCACCAAUCAAGGCGGUGCGGUUCUGAGAACCGCACCCUCUCCCUCCCGCAUUCCUUCUUCCUCGUCCUUGCCCCAUCACCGGAAUGGAGCCCUCAAAGUCUUCUGCCGACACCUUCUUUCGCACCACCCUCGUUCCCCUCUUGCUCAUCGUUAUCGCUCCCCCCGGCGUCCAAUUCGUGUGGGUUGUUUGCUAUCACUAUUCGGGUGACCUGCGCCUCUGCCUGCAAGACUCCCCCUUGCAAAUAUGGGCAAACUUUCCCUCUCCCACACUCUUCGCUGCCCAGCUGGUACUCACGUUUCUUGUUGCGCAGCUACUUCUGCUUCUUCUCGUCCCAGGCAAGAAGUUUCUCGCCAUUCCAACGCCGAUGGGCAACCGACCGCAGUAUAGCCUCAACGGCGUCGCUUGCUUCUUGA
Molecule: messenger RNA, 441 nt
Organism: Chondrus crispus (carragheen)
Lineage: Eukaryota; Rhodophyta; Florideophyceae; Gigartinales; Gigartinaceae
Exons: 1
Coding region: 1-441 (146 amino acids)
Source: RefSeq, a predicted model, not a curated record